AUGAAGCUUCAAAAACUCCUCGAGCAAGCACUCAAGUUGAAGAGAUGGUUGAAUGCAUGGCGCAUUUGUGAUUUCACAAAGAACAAAGAGCACUGGCGAAAGUACGCAAUUGCAGCUAUGCAAAACGCUGAUGUUGAAUUGGGUUCAUGCAAUUCCAUAAAUUAUCAUUCAGCAAUUCGGGUGAUGAAACAAAUUGAUGACGUUUCAAUGGUAUGGGCGCUGGAAGAGAUUCAAUACAUUGAGGAGCGUAAUCUUCUUGCUGGUCACUUGGCACUUAUUAUGGAACAGUUCGAUGUGGCUGAAUCAUAUUUUCUAAGGUCCACUAAGCCAACAGAAGCGCUUGAUGUACGGGUUUUGCUGCACGCUCAAACAGAUUCGAGAAACAAUUUUGAUGAGGUGCUAUCGGAUUGGCGUAUGAAAUUGAAUGAUACAUUUGAGCAUUACAAUGAAAUACCAAGAGAAUUUUAUUCACAGAUGCGUCGUGAUUUACUGCAUUGGGAAAAGGCUCUGCAGUUGGCCAAUCGACUAGCACCCGAGCAAAUUCCAUUCAUUUCAAAAGAAUACGCGCAACAACUGGAGUUCAUGUGA
Molecule: messenger RNA, 588 nt
Organism: Anisakis simplex (herring worm)
Lineage: Eukaryota; Metazoa; Nematoda; Chromadorea; Rhabditida; Anisakidae
Source: the annotation of a GenBank genome assembly